Impatiens glandulifera is the source of this 1581-nucleotide messenger RNA. Its product is annotated as beta-D-glucosyl crocetin beta-1,6-glucosyltransferase-like. The coding region runs from base 32 to 1423 and encodes 463 amino acids. Gene Ontology annotation, molecular function: UDP-glycosyltransferase activity. The record is from RefSeq and is a predicted model, not a curated record. NCBI's taxonomy places the organism in Eukaryota, Viridiplantae, Streptophyta, Magnoliopsida, Ericales, Balsaminaceae. The transcript has a single exon.
UCUGAUUAAAGAAAAGUGAGAUCCAGAUCAGAUGGAGAUGGAGACGAAGAAGCCACGCUUGAAUGUUUUAAUGUUUCCAUGGCUGGCAUAUGGUCACAUCUCUCCUUACUUAGAACUUGCCAAAAGACUUGCCGACAGAAACUUCCAAAUCUAUCUAUGUUCAACUCCCAUCAAUCUGAGCUCUAUCAGUAAAAGGGUCACGGAGAAACACACUCAAUCGAUCAAACUCAUCGAAUUCCAUCUCCCAUCUCAACCUGACCUUCCUCCCAAUUUCCACACCACAAAUGGCCUCCCACUUCACCUCAACUCAGUCCUCAAAAGAGCCAUGGACAUGGCCUGCCCAUCUUUCACCCAAAUCAUUACAACCCUCAAACCAGACAUACUCAUUUACGACUACCACCAGCCAUGGGCCUCUGUUGCCGCUUCUUCACUCGGAAUACCAGCCGUUCAGUUCUUCCCUGUGUGCGCUUCCAUCAUCUGUUAUCUUCGCCAUAAAAUUCUGAAACAGGACGUUCACUUCCCUUAUCCCGCCAUGAAUCCUCGGGGAACUUACUGGAACCAGAAAUUUCAAGAAAUGAUGAAAGGGUUCACAAAUACUCAAGGCGGCCAAAGUACUGCAAGUCAUUCUUCAUUGACUAAAACCUGUGACAUUAUAUUCGUCAAGACUUUUGGAGACAUGGAAGGGAAAUACAUCGAAUAUGGAUCCAAACUACUUGGCAAAAGGAUAGUCCCCACAGGUCCACUCCUUCAAGAACAGGCAGAUGAUGAUGAUGAUGAUAAUGAUGAUGAUGAUAGCUGGAUCAUGGAGUGGCUUAACAAUAAAGAUACAUCAUCAACCAUUCUUGUGUCGAUUGGAUCAGAGUCCUUUCUAUCGAAGAUGGAAACAGAGGAAAUAGCAAAAGGGUUGGAGUUAAGCAUGAUGAAUUUCAUUUGGGUAGUUAGAUUUCCUUCUGAGGAGAAGAUUUCAAUUGAUGAAGCCUUACCCAAUGGCUUCCUUAAGAGGGUAGGAGAUAGAGGACUUGUAAUUGAGAAAUGGGCACCACAAGCUAGAAUCUUGGGGCACCCAAAUGUUGGAGGAUUUGUAAGCCAUUGUGGGUGGGGUUCUAUAAUAGAGGCUAUGUCAUUUGGAAUCCCAAUUGUGGCUAUACCAAUGAACUAUGAACAACCGGUGACUGCAAGGCUAGUGGAGGAGAUUGGUGUGAGUUUGGAAGUAAAUAGAGAUGAUAAUGGAGGGCUUAAUGGGGUAGAGAUUGCAGAUUUGAUAAGGGAAUUGGUAGUAGGUGAAAAGGGGAAGCAAAUGAGGGAUAAAGCAAGAGAAAUGAGAGAAAAUAUCAAAAGUAAAGGGGAAGAAGAGAUUGAUGGUGUUGUUGAAGAAUUGUACAAGCUUCACAAGAAGAAUAUUGAAUUCUCAAAGCUUAAUUAACCCUAUCUUAUGUAAUAUAAGAUUUGUGAUCUAAUUUCUUUAUGAUUUAAGACAGAAGUAGAAAGAAAUAAAGGAGUAAGAUUUCAAAGGGUUGAAAUCAAAGGUAAGAAGGUAAGGUAAGGUUUUAUGUUUAAUAUCCUUUGAUUUACUGUUUGGUA